This is a messenger RNA of Caenorhabditis bovis, 558 nucleotides long. The record is from the annotation of a GenBank genome assembly. Lineage: Eukaryota; Metazoa; Nematoda; Chromadorea; Rhabditida; Rhabditidae.
AUGAAACAUUCUUCGCGUUCGAACAAAGAUUAUUCUCCUUCUCGUCGCAGGCAUGAUAGUAGGGAUAGAAAUAAACGGGACAAAUAUCAGUCAAGUUCCCGUUCGAAAGAUUAUUCGUCGGAUAUUGCAAAAAUGAAAGACAAAAUGAGAACAGGAUUGGAAUCAGCAAGGAGUUAUCAAUAUGAACCAGAAACCAGCUCUUCAAAAGUAAAAAUAGAAGACGAAAUUGAUCAUGUGGAACGCGCUCGUAUCAUUCAGCAAAUUGAAGAAAAUGGAUUCCAGCCGGCCAACUUUAAAACAAGUUCAGGAUCUCGAAAGUAUGCUGAUAAAAAGAAGGAAAAAGAGUCAAAUUCUGAAACAAAUCACGAUGCAGCAAUGUUUGGUCCCGCAUGGAAAUCAAAAGAACAACUGAAAAAAAUUGAUAAAAAAAUCAAGGAAGAAGUGAAUUUAGACGACGUUGAACUUCCUGAAGCAAAUAUGAAGAAACUUUCAACAAAUGCUCCGAUGGUUCCCGAUCACGUAACUUAUGAUAUUUUAUUCAAAACCACCUUUUUCUAA